This is a messenger RNA of Oncorhynchus kisutch (coho salmon), 2093 nucleotides long. RefSeq names its product pro-neuregulin-2, membrane-bound isoform-like. NCBI's taxonomy places the organism in Eukaryota, Metazoa, Chordata, Actinopteri, Salmoniformes, Salmonidae. The record is from RefSeq and is a predicted model, not a curated record. The coding region runs from base 1 to 1308 and encodes 435 amino acids. Gene Ontology annotation, molecular function: signaling receptor binding. The transcript has 7 exons. Gene Ontology annotation, biological process: nervous system development; animal organ development; intracellular signal transduction.
AUGUUGAUGAUGGAGAGGAAGACACUGUGGAAGCAGAAGUGUGUGUGUGUGUGUGUGUGUGGUUUGUUCACAGAGGCAGAGGAGCUGUACCAGCGGCGCGUGUUGACCAUCACAGGCAUCUGUGUGGCACUGUUGGUAGUGGGCAUGGUCUGUGUGGCGGCAUACUGCAAAACCAAGAAGCAGAGGAAGAAGAUGCAUGGCCACCUGAACCAGAACCAGUGUGUGGAACAGCCCAACCGCAUGCUGGCUAACGGUCCCAACCACCCUGGGCCAGGCCCUGAGGAGAUCCCCAUGGUCGACUACAUCUCAAAGAACGCUCCUACCACAGAGUGUAGUAUUAUACAGCAUGGACCAGAAGAAUCCGUAAACUUCUCAGGAAGCCGAAUGUCCACCAGAUCCCACCACUCAUCUACAGUCUCCCACAACUCCAGACAUGAGGAGCGGACGUGGAGUAUAGAUAGGACAGACAGUAUGAACUCAGACUUCCAGUCAGGGGCGCUCUCCUCGUCAGUGGGCACCAGUAAAUGCAGCAGUCCGACCUGCAUGGAGGCACGGGCACAGAGGGCCGCCUACUGGGGCUGUUCUGAGGGAGCCAGCCUGCAGUAUGGAGACUCCUACGACUCUCUGAGAGAUUCACCUCACAGCGACAGGUAUGUGUCAGCGUUGACCACGCCAGCCCGUCUGUCACCCGUUGAGUUCCACUACCCCCCGCUGUCCCCCCAGGUGCCCACCUUCCACAUCACCUCUCCCAACACGUGCCACGCCCUCGCCCUGCCGCCUGCCGCCGCAGCCUACCACCGGGAGGAUGACCAGCCCCUGCUGAGAUUCCCCCAGGAUGGACUGUUGUACCGACAGCCCCGCCGCCCACGCCAACCCUACCUAACGGAGAGCACGGGCAGCCUUCCAUCCAGCCCCUACCGUCUCCCUGACGACGAGGCCUACGAGACCACGCAGGAGUACGCCUCCUCCCGCGAACCAAUCAGGAGCCGCCGGCGCCCGCGUCGGAACCGCCUCAACGGACACUUCUCCCAGCGUGCAAUGGGCCUACGGGACUACAGCUCUCAGAGCUUCAGCCAAUCAGAAGAAGAGGAGGAGGAAGAGGAAGGGCACGGGGAGAGCACGCCCUUCCUCAGUAUGCAGAACAUGAACAUGGAGCCGUGCGAACGUGGGUGCCGAUCAUCUACUGCCCCUGGCACCACCACUGACAUACGGACUCACCGGGCACAGGGGCGACCAAGCACCCGCAGCAACGGACACAGUAAAUUCCCCCAGUCGCGCUCCUUGACACAUGGCAACACACCCCUUUAAGACCUGUCCACCUUGACCACUGACCUCUAACCCCUGACCCCAAAACCUUUGACCCAACUAAAGACAACAGUGGAGUAGAGACAUAUUUUUAUUUUGUAUAACAGACAGAUAUUCUAAACAAAUGAAAUAUUUAUUUUCAUUUUAGCAAAAAUUGUCUACUAGCUAACAGCAAAUACUUUUUUUAUAGGGAAAAAUAUUUAUAUGUAAAGUUUUUGAUUUACAGCAUUAUGAGAGAAAAAAUUAUUCCGUGCCAAUUUUUUCACGAGUUAGUCAAUAGAAUAAUAUUGUGGUGCCUUUUGCUGUGUGCUGAAGCCAGAGGUCCAGUUGAGUUUUUGUAGCCUUUCUAAUACAGACUCCUCAUUUUAUAGACCUCUUUACUUUGACUUGCUCUGAUUUAGGAUCUCUCUGUUUGAACUGUGAUAUGAUUCUGGCAUCAUGCAAUAUGAGUCACCCCUGUGUAAAGGUUUAUGUUUACAUGAGAAUGAUCCACAUACAGUUGUUUUUUUCAUGGGGACAUUUAUCACAGACGCAACUGGGUGUGGUGUCCUGUCCUGGUACAGGAAGUGAUGCGCUAGUUUUUGAUGAGUCGCUCCAACUAACUUACAUCGGUCAUUCAGGUCAUCAUCCGCCGCCUGUCAUUGUCUGUGUAUUGUUUUAGAGGAAUGCAGGUGAUCCAAGGUACCUUCACAGGUGUUCAGGGUUUUUAAAUGGGCGUGAGUGUGUGUGUGUGUGUGUGUGUGUGUGUGUGUGUGUGUGUGUGUGUGUGUGUGUGUGUGUGUGUGUGU